AUGGGAGGCAAAGAGAGUAAACUGGUGCUACUCUCUGGUGUGGAAGACACCAGCCAGCCAGUUCCUGUUUUGGGGCUGAAAGAUACCACCCUGCCAGUUCCUGUUCCUGUGCCUCACACCAGGCCUGGUCCCAUGGCCAUUCCUCCGGUCCUGCCGGACCCGCCAUCGCGACACCUUCGGACCUACCGCUUGUCGUACUCUCCGUGCUGUGGCUCUAUGACCCUGGACUGUGAUUACGACUCCAGUGCGAGAACUGGUGUGUCCCAGGUGCCUUUGCUAGCAGAAGCAGAAGCUGAGAACUGGCUGAGCGAAGCUCACUCACUGACCGCCACAAUGCCACUUAAGAAAAGUGAUAUCGUAAUAGCCAUGACCAAAGCUGGAAUGGAAAUGGAUGCGGAGUACGACAGCGAAAGCGAUGAAUAUUGCAACGUGAGGGCGAAAGGCAACAAGGAAGCCAAACAUGCCGUCUGUCGAAAGACACAGUGGUGGGCGGCAGACAGCGAGGAGGAGGAGGGCAGUGAUGGGCGACGUGACGCGCGGGCAAAGACGGCCGGCGAGAAGGGUGGGGCGCGAAGACGGCGCGAGGAAGAGGAGGAGGAAGAACGCGACAAAGGAGGGAAAGAAACGUGCACUGGAAAAAAUCGAAGAAAAGGAAACAACAGCAGCAGCUCGUACUCAUCAAGUGACUCAAACUCCGAGUCCCUGUCGGGAGGAGAACUGACUCAGCUGCAAGAAGAACUGGAAGAGAAGAAGAAACUGAUCAGCACGCUCCGGAGCAAGCCAUGGCACAUGAAGAGAAGACUCCAUAGCUUAAAGAAAGCCCAGGAGUUUGUAGAGGCAUCUGAAAGCGUAUUGGGAAGUGCGAAGGGGACGAACACCCGCUUUUUUAAAACCAUGAUUAACAAGAAACUGAUCAAGUUCAAUCUAGAGUUAGAAAACUUGAAGACUAUGAUCACUCCCUGGCAAGGGAAAAUUAAAGAAGUAGAAAGUCAGUAUGGCUCUUCUGUAGCCUCCUACUUCAUCUUCCUCAGGUGGAUGUAUGUCGUCAAUCUUGUUCCAUUUGUCUUAGUGGUUGGGCUUAUUAUAAUUCCUGAGACUCUGUGGGGGGUGCCAUAUGGCACCAUCCCAAGGAAGACAGUCCCUAGAAAUGAGCAAGCCAAUGCCAUGGACUUCGACGUCCUCUAUGAAUAUGGCGGUUAUUUGAAGUACUCAGCUUUCUUUUAUGGUUACUAUGACAACAAGGAAAAGAUUGGAUUCUUUGGGUACCACCUACCCCUGGCAUAUUUACUUGUUGGACUUGUAAUUUUCUUCUACAUCCUGGUGGUAGUGAUUAGGGUGAUGGCGAAGAAUGCCAGUGAGGCGAAUAGUAUUGGAGAUGAGGAUGCCUUCAAGUUCUCCUGGAAUGUUUUCACAAGCUGGGAGUACCUCAUUGGAAACACGGAGACAGCAGAGGAGAAAAGUGCUGCCAUCACAUUUGUCUUGAAGGAAUCCUUAGUUGACGAACUGAGGCACUUCAAGAACGAGGACCUGAACACGCGGUUGUUUCUGCGUUUUGUCGCUAACGUGCUGAUCCUGUCCUGCCUGAUGGGCAGUGGAUAUCUUAUAUAUUCUGUGGCAAAAAGACACCAAACGUUUUCUAAAAUGGACCGCAAUCAGGUAUCCUGGUUACAGAAAAAUGAGGUGGAGAUUGUCAUCUCACUGCUGGGCAUGUUUUGUCCAGCACUGUUUGAGACCAUUGCUGAGCUGGAGGACUACCACCCCCGCAUCGCCCUCAAAUGGCAGCUGGGACGACUCUUUGCCCUUUUCGUUGGCAACAUUUACACCUUCGUGUUUACUAUUAUUGAAGACAUCACUGACCAGCUACAGGUUGAGAAGACAAUAAAGAAUCAAAGCAUCAUUGCCCUGCAGCAGUACUAUGCUAACUACACACUGCACCACAACGUGACUGAGAACAUCCCCCCACCAAACAUUGACCCUGCUGAUGUCAUCAGGGGACCCUGCUGGGAGACUCAAGUGGGCAUCGGGUUUAUGAAGCUAAUAAUAUCAGAUAUACAAGUGACGUAUAUUAACAUCCUGAUCACAGAUACCAUCAGAGCUGUAGUUGUUCGCUACCUCAACUAUUGCUGGUGCUGGGACCUGGAAGCCACAUUUCCCUGUUAUGGACAGUUUGAUAUCAGUACAAGUGUACUUGGGAUUAUUUUCAACCAGGGAAUGGUCUUGAUGGGUACGUUCUAUUGUCCAGGGCUGAUGAGUGUAAAUAUUCUACGCCUGGUCAUUUCCAUGUACUUUCAAUGCUGGACUUUAAAAAGCAGCAAUAUUCCCAACAGAAAUAUAUUCAAGGCCUCACGGACCAGCAACAUCUACAUGGGCAUCCUUCUGUUUGUGCUGUUCGUCUGUCUAAUUCCUGUGAUUGUCAUCAUCAUGACUAUGUUGCCAUCCUUUGACUGUGGACCUUUCAGUGGGAAAAAUAAGAUGUACGACGUCCUCACCGAUAUGAUCCUGGAGUUUCCAGCUUUUAUGAAAACUUUCGUCAACUUUGUAUUUAACCCAGGAGUCGUCAUGUCAGUGCUGAUAUUAAUGGCGCUGAUUAUCUACUACCUGCAGAAGGUAUCUACAGGCUACCACAAAACCAACAUGGAGCUGAAAAAGAGAUUGGAAAAAGUAAAAGAAAAAAAGAAAAAAUACAGGACCAACAAGGUAAUGAAUGACGAGAAGGAUGUUCUGUCUGACAGAGCCCUGAUUUCAGAACACACUCUAGGUCAGUAG
Molecule: messenger RNA, 2766 nt
Organism: Electrophorus electricus (electric eel)
Lineage: Eukaryota; Metazoa; Chordata; Actinopteri; Gymnotiformes; Gymnotidae
Source: RefSeq, a predicted model, not a curated record